CUUCAGCCUCCUCAGUAGUUGUGAUGACAGGAACCCCCCUGUCACAGUCUCCUCCCAGCCAUGGAUAGUUCUAGCCUUGAGGAGCUUCAAGAGCCUCUGCUGAGGGGCACAGCUUAUGGCCCCCCUGACCAGAAGCCUGGCACACGGGAGUUGGGGCUCCCCUUAGGAGAGAGAGCCUCUCCAGAACCCCUGAAGGGAUGGCUGUUCUUACCGCCUCUUCCGUCUGUGAGUGCUGGCCUGGGAGAGCCAGGGCUCUUGGAACUCGAGGACUUGUCCUCCAGUGACAGUGACUCCGACUGCGAUGAGGGCGGCCGUCUCUCCCCGCUUCUGCCCCAUGACCACCUUGGCCUGGCCGUCUUUUCCGUGCUGUGCUGUUUUUGGCCGGUGGGCAUCGCUGCCUUCUGUCUUGCCCAGAAGACCAACAAGGCUUGGGCCCAGGGGGACAUCCAGGGGGCAGGGUCUGCCUCCCGCCGUGCCUUUCUGCUGGGGGUCCUGGCCAUCGGGCUGGGGCUGUGUACAUACGCGGCCGCCCUGGUGACCCUGGCCGCCUACCUUGCCUCUCGAGACCCGCCCUAGCUGCCCCUCCAGCGCCCACUGUGAAUCCAGAGGCCGGCGACCCAGCACACCCGGGGACAGAGUGGAGAAUCCU
Molecule: messenger RNA, 649 nt
Organism: Dipodomys ordii (Ord's kangaroo rat)
Lineage: Eukaryota; Metazoa; Chordata; Mammalia; Rodentia; Heteromyidae
Gene: Tmem91
Product: transmembrane protein 91
Exons: 4
Coding region: 61-576 (171 amino acids)
Cellular component (GO): intracellular membrane-bounded organelle; membrane
Source: RefSeq, a predicted model, not a curated record